AGCCUGCCGCUGCCGCUGCUUCAGCACUAGCUCUCGGACAGCGGCGCCGCCCACGGGCAUGGACGGUGGCAGCAGCCGCAGCAGCUGCAGCAGUCGGUCUCCCAGCCCGUGUCCGAAAAAGGAGCAGAGGCCCGAAGGGGAUUCCGUAUCCCCGAACGGCAGCUCCUCGGACAGGUCCCAAACCAAGGCCAUGGCGCCUGAGGCUAGCCCAGAGAGGAGCUGCUCCCUCCACAGCUGUCCCCUUGAGGACCCUUCCAGCUCUUCUGGACCCCCACCACCAACUUCCACUCUUCAGGCUCUAGACCCGACGGGUGCCUUAGCCCCUGGUCAUUUUACCUAUUCGCGGCAACCGCAAGAAUAUCAAGAAGGCAGUUCUCUAUUAGGGCCUGGAGACCAGGCAGCUUUAUGCUCCCAUAGCUCCAACAUCAAUACUUCUCCAAUCUCCUCACAGCGUGAUGGGGUCUGGAAGCCACCUUCUGUGCAACAGCAUGUGGUCAGCGUCAGGCAGGAACGGACCUUCCGGAUGCCAAAGAGCUAUUCCCAGCUGAUUGCUGAGUGGCCAGUGGUCGUGCUGCUGGUGUGUUUAGCUGUCAUCCUCCUCUGCACCCUGGCUGGACUACUGGGAAGCCAGCUGCCUGACUUCUCGAACCCUUUACUGGGCUUUGAGCCUCGGGAUACAGACGUUGGGCGAAAGCUGGAGGUGUGGAAAGCACUGCAGGCCCUCACAGGCCCCAGGAACCUACUUUCCCUUUCCCCAGACCUUGAUCUGAACAGCUUGAACUCCCACAGCACUUUGAAUCCUGUACACUGGGAUAAGGCUCAGGAGAGUGUGGUCCGGGCCCGGAGAAUGGUGGAGCCCCCUGAGGACAGAGGGCAGGAGAACUUCUUCUGUGGCCCCCCUGAGAAGAGCAACGCAAAGCUGGUGUUCAUGUCCACCACAGUGGGCAGUCUAUGGAACCUGCAUGCCAUCCAUUCUAUGUGUCGCAUGGAACAGGAGCAGAUCCGCUCCCAUCCCAGCUUUGGGGCUCUAUGUCAGCGUACAGCAACCAACCAGUGCUGUCCCAGCUGGUCACUGGGCAACUAUCUUGCUAUGCUCUCCAACCGCUCCUCCUGCCUGGACACUACCCAAGCUGAUGCAGCACGCAUACUGGCCCUGCUACGGGCCUGUGCCCCCUAUUACCAUCGUGGUAUCCUGGAGCCCUCUUGUCUGGGACCUGAGCAUGACAAAUCCCCACACUGUGCCCAGAUUCCCACCAAGUGCUCCCAGAGCAGUGCCAUUUACCAGCUCCUUCACUUUCUGCUAGAUAGGGAUUUUCUGAGUCCCCAGACUGCUGACUACCAGGUUCCCUCCCUCAAGUAUAGCCUGCUCUUCCUGCCCAUCCUAAAGGGUGCCUCCAUGAUGGACAUUUACCUAGAUGGCCUAGUCAACCCCAUGGAUGUCUCUGACAACUAUACCUCCAUUACUGGCAUGGACCUGGGCAUCAAGCAGGAGCUGCUGAAGCACUAUCUGGCCCUGGAUACGGUGUACCCCUUGCUGGCCCUGGUUGCCAUCUUCUUCAGCAUUGCCCUCUACCUGCGCUCACUCUUCAUCACGCUCAUGGUUAUGCUGGGGGUGCUGGGCUCCCUACUGGUGGCCUUCUUUCUAUAUCAUGUGGCCUUCCGCAUGGCCUACUUCCCUUUUGUCAAUCUGGCAGCCCUCAUCCUGCUUAGCGGUGUCUGCGUCAACCACACACUCAUCUUCUUCGACCUAUGGCGCCUCAGCAAAAGCCAGGUGCCCUCUGGGGGUCUGGCGCAGCGAGUGGGCCGCACGAUGCACCACUUCGGCUACCUGCUGCUGGUCUCGGGCCUCACCACCAGCGCGGCUUUCUAUGGCAGCUACCUGAGCCGCUUGCCGGCGGUGCGCUGCUUCGCCCUCUUCAUGGGCACCGCUGUGCUAGUGCACAUGGCGCUCACACUGGUCUGGCUGCCUGCCUCUGCGGUACUCCAUGAGCGCUACCUGGCGCGCGGCUGUGUGCCUCGGGCGCAAGGCCCGAGGGGCGGUAGUGACCCCUGGCGGCUGUUGCUAGCGUUGCACCGGCGGUUCCGUGGCUUUCGGAGGGCCAUUGCCAUCCUCUCGCGCCUGCUCUUUCAGCGUCUGCUGCCCUGUGGCGUCAUCAAGUUCCGCUACAUCUGGAUCUGCUGGUUCGCGGCGCUGGCUGCAGGGGGCGCCUACAUUGGCGGCGUAAGUCCCCGCCUGCAGCUCCCCAUUCUGCUGCCAGCUGGAGGUCAGGUGUUCAGGCCUAGUCACCCCUUCGAGCGCUUUGACGCAGAGUAUCAGCAGCAGUUUCUGUUUGAACACCUGCCUCCGGAAGAGGGCGGACAAUUGCCUGUGGUUUUGGUGUGGGGAAUCCUGCCGGUGGACACUAGCGACCCCUUGGACCCUCGCAGCAACAGCUCAUUAGUGACCGACCCUGACUUCUCAGCCAGCAGCCCAGAAGCCCAGCGCUGGCUUCUGGCACUCUGUCACCGAGUCCGCAACCAGAGCUUCUUUGGUAUCCAGCCAGAGGGCUGGCCCACGCUGUGUUUCAUGGAGGCCCUCCAGCACUGGGUAGAGAGCCCGGCUUGUGCCCGCCUAGGGCCUAAUGUCUGCUGUGGCCAGUCAGACUUUCCCUGGGCCCCUCAGCUUUUCUUGCACUGCCUCAAGAUGAUGGCUCAGGAGCAAAGCCCCGAUGGCACCCGUGACCUGGGACUCCGUUUUGACGCCCAUGGCAACCUGGCUGCCCUGGUCCUGCAGUUCCAGAGCAACUUCCCGUACAGUCCAGACUACAACCAGGUCCACCACUUCUACACUGAGAUCAGCCGCUGGCUGGCAGCAGAGCUGGGCAGGGCACCUUCUGGCCUGCGCCGUGGUUGGUUCACCAGCCGCCUAGAGCUGUACAGCCUGCAGCACAGUCUGAGCACUGAGCCUGCUGUGGUGCUGGGCCUGGCUCUGGCACUGGCCUUUGCCACACUGUUGCUGGGCACCUGGAAUGUUCCACUUAGCCUGUUCUCCGUGGCAGCUGUGGCAGGCACUGUUCUACUCACGGUAGGACUUCUGGUUCUACUUGAGUGGCAGCUCAACACUGCUGAGUCCCUCUUUCUCUCUGCCUCUGUGGGUCUCUCAGUAGACUUCACUAUCAACUAUUGCAUCUCCUAUCACCUGUGCCCACACCCUGACCGCUUGAGCCGCGUGGCCUUCUCGCUGCGCCAGACCAGCCGUGCCACAGCAGUGGGAACUGCAGCCCUGUUUGCAUCUGGCGUGCUCAUGCUACCUGCCACAGUGCUGCUCUAUCGUAAGCUGGGCAUCAUCAUCAUGAUGGUCAAGUUCGUCAGCUGUGGCUUUGCCAGCUUCUUCUUCCAAUCUCUGUGCUGCUUCUUUGGGCCAGAGAAGAACUGUGGACAGAUCCUCUGGCCCUGUGCCCACCUGCCAUGGGACGCUGGAAGUGGGGACCCUGAUGAGGAAAAGACACGACCAAUAGGAGGGAUACCUGGAUCCUGCUCUGAGCAUUAUGAGCUUCAACCCCUGGCACGGCGCCGGAGCCCCAGCUUUGACACUAGCACAGCCACCAGCAAGCUAUCCCACCGGCCCUCGGUACUCUCAGAGGAUCUGCAGCUUCAUGACGGCAACUGCUGCUCUGGAAUUCCACUAGACCCUGGCUCUCCGAGGGAUCUGCUGCUGGACCACCAGGCAGUCUUCAGUCAGUGCCCAGCCCUGCAGACCUCCUCCCCCUAUAAACAAGCUGGCUCCAGCCCCAAAAUUGGGGCCAGGCAGGAUUCCCAAGGGCAGAAGGUUGAGCCCCUGCAGGCCUCACUGGAAACCCCGGCUCACUCCCCAAGGCUCAAGGCUGAAGAUCUUCCUGAUGGCUUUUGCUCCUCAACCAGCACCCUAGAGGGGCUAAGCGUCUCAGAUGACACCUGCCUAAGCACCUCUGAGCCCAGUGCCCGUGUACCAGAUUCCAUGGGUAUCUCUCCAGAAGACCUAGAUGACAUUGACCAGCCAAUACUUGAGCGGGGCCAGCUGAAUGGGAAGCGUGACACUCUGUGGCUGGCACUGAAGGAGACGGUGUAUGACCCAUCACUGCCCAACUCCUACCAGAGCAGCUCCUCCUGGAAGGGCCGCGGUGGGCCAGGGGAUGGCAGCCCUGUGAUGCUGCCCAACAGCCAGCCAGAUCUGCCAGAUGUUUGGCUCCGCAGGCCCAGUACCCACACUUCAGGCUACAGCAGCUAA
Messenger RNA from Marmota flaviventris (yellow-bellied marmot), 4246 nucleotides. RefSeq names its product dispatched RND transporter family member 2 (gene Disp2). Gene Ontology annotation, cellular component: membrane. Gene Ontology annotation, biological process: smoothened signaling pathway. Gene Ontology annotation, molecular function: transmembrane transporter activity. The record is from RefSeq and is a predicted model, not a curated record. NCBI's taxonomy places the organism in Eukaryota, Metazoa, Chordata, Mammalia, Rodentia, Sciuridae.